ACAUCAGGUCAUCAGGUAAGUAACGAUGACUUAAACACAAAUUGAAAAACAUAGCCAGUACCCUAGGCAGGUGGACUCCGAUAAAUAACAUUGCUAUUGCAAAAACAUUAAUUGAAAGGCAUAAAAAGGUAGAACAGUCUGAAAGGCGUCAGUCAGUAUUUCAGGAAGCUCAGUGUUCUCACGAUCAUCAAGACAUUGGUGUAAAGUUGCCACAAAUACAAAUCUCCAAAUUCGACGGCGCGUAUUUCCGCUGACUCGAGUUUCAUGACACGUUCGAAAACUUAAUUCAUAAAAACGACCGAAUAAAGUCAAUUCAUAAAUUUCACUAUUUAAUAUCGUAUUUAGAGGGAGAAGCGGGUAGAAUUAUUUCUAACCUCGAAGUAUCGUCCGCGUAUUACGAUAAAGCUUGGGAGUUAUUAUGUGAGCGGUAUAACAAUAAACGAGUGCUAAUUAAUCACCAUCUCAGCUCACUAUUCAACAUACAACCGCUCACGCGUGAAUCAGAACGAGCUUUACGAUUUUUAGUAGAUCAUGUAACGAAGAAUUAAUUUACGUGCCUUAUCCAGCUUAGGCCAACCUACGGACAAGUGGGAUACUCUAAUUAUUUUCAUUCUCACAUCUAAAUUGGAUAAUCACACGCUGAUGAAGUGGGAAGAGUCACGUAAUGACUUGAGCAGUAUCCCUACUCUGGCUCACUUUAAUAAAUUUCUAAUUGACCGGGCGGACGUUCUCGAGGCGAUAAAUCGUAAUAAAUACGAAAAUAGUAAUUCAUCGAAAGCUUAUCCACAAAAUCAAAAUUCAUCGCGUUCCUCAUCAGCUAAUAACAAUAAUUAUAAACAACAAUCGAAUAAUAAUUACAAUAAACAAAACCGAGUUUCAGACACCAAAUCGUUCGCUGCUACAAACCAAACAAAGUCAAAUAAUUAUCUUUGCGUAAUUUGUGACGGAAAUCACAGAAUCUAUGAUUGUCCCACAUUUAAAGCUAAAAGUAUGCAGGAGAGAUUAGCGGACGUUGCAAGGUAUAAGCUAUGCACAAAUUGCCUCAGACAAGGACACCCCACGCAAGAAUGCAAAAUGGGGCCUUGUCGAGAAUGUAAACAAAGGCAUAAUAGUUUACUUCAUAAUCAGGAUCAACGCUGGAUAGUCAUUCUGCUGUUUGCCAAUCUGAAACUAGCGCCAACUUCACAAAUUAAAAUUGUGAAGUGAUUUUAUCUACAGCGUUGAUUCAGGUAUCUAAUCCACGUACAAGCGAAACAGUGGAGGUCCGCGCGCUGCUAGACUGCGGCAGCCAGUCCUCCUUUAUAACUAAAUCACUAAAGAACAAAUUAUCUCUCAACUCAAACCCAACAGAUCCGAUCAAAGUAAUCGGCAUCGGAAACAAUUGCACAAACAAUAUCGUCGAAAAUUGUACAGCUAAAGUACAAUCCCUAAAUAGUCCAUUCAAUGUUACUAUGUCAUAUUUUGUGCUAAAAGAAAUAACAAGUAACUUACCUAAAAUGCCCAUCGAUUUACAAAUGCUAAAUUUAUUUACCUAAAGAUUUACAGUUGGCUGAUCCAAAAUUUUACCAGCCUGCUCCCGUCGAAAUGCUCCGUUGGUCCCGGCUGCAUUAGCAGUCGUUAAUAACCAUCAAUCCGCACUGGGCCUGCGUGAUGGUUUAAGGCCCGAUCUCCCUAUCCAUCCAUAGGGAAGGCCCGUGCCCCAGCAGUGGGGACGUUAAUGGGCUGGUGAUGAUGAUGAUAACAUUUACGAGACUCCUGGAAUACUGCAUAUAGUAUAAAAAUUAAAGUCGAAUAUAACGGCCUCUGUGGUCCAGUGGUUGAGCGUUGGACUCACGAUCCGGAGGCCCCGGGUUCGAAUCCCGGUAGGGGCAUAUCACAAAAAUCACUUUGUGAUCCCUAGUUUGGUUAGGACAUUACAGGCUGAUCACCUGAUUGUCCGAAAGUAAGAUGAUCCGUGCUUCGGUAGGCACGUUAAGCCGUUGGUCCCGGUUACUAUUUACUGAUGUAAGUACUUUUAAGGAUAAAAAGUUAUUAUAGAUUUACUAUUUAGAUUUCGUAACGCCUACAGACUUAAAAUGAGCAAUUCCGAAAUUGAACACAUAAGCGGUAUUCUAUCAGCAGUAAAAUUAGGAUAGUGACAGGCCAUCCUGACGGUCACCAUUUUUUGGGUGAAAUCAGAUCUUCGCCACCUGCUGUAGUUAUCGAGAUAAGCAGUUAAUUAUUUUGAAGUCGGUGCCAAGUAAAUGCAAUAACGAGCAAGCGAGCAACGCUACCAAGUACUUAGGGUAUGGUACCAAGUACUUUGGGUUUGGUACCAAGUACUUGGGGUUUGGUACCAAGUACUUGGGGUAUGGUACCAAGUACUUGGGGUAUGGUGGUAAGUACUUGGGGUAUGGUGGUAAAAACUUGGGGUAUGGUGGUAAGUACUUGGGGUAUGGUAGUAAAUACUUGGGGUAUGGUGGUAAGUACUUGGGGUAUGGUGGUAAGUACUUGGGGUAAGGUGGUAAGUACUUGGGGUAAGGUGGUAAGUACUUGGGGUAUGGUAGUAAGUACUUGGGGUAUGGUAGUAAAUACUUGGGGUAUGGUGGUAAGUACUUGGGGUAUGGUGGUAAGUACUUAGGGUAUGGUGGUAAGUACUUGGGGUAUGGUAGUAAGUACUUGGGGUAUGGUGGUAAGUACUUGGGGUAUGGUGGUAAGUACUUGGGGUAUGGUAGUAAGUACUUGGGGUAUGGUAGUAAGUACUUGGGGUUUGGUACCAAGUACUUGGGGUAUGGUGGUAAGUACUUGGGGCAUGGUAGUAAGUACUUGGGGUAUGGUAGUAAAUACUUGGGGUAUGGUGGUAAGUACUUGGGGUAUGGUGGUAAGUACUUGGGGUAUGGUAGUAAGUACUUGGGGUAUGGUGGUAAGUACUUGGGGUUUGGUACCAAGUACUUGGGGUAUGGUAGUAAGUACUUGGGGUAUGGUAGUAAGUACUUGGGAUAUGGUAGUAAGUACUUGGGGUUUGGUACCAAGUACUUGGGGUUUGGUACCAAGUACUUGGGGUAUGGUAGUAAGUACUUGGGGUAUGGUAGUAAGUACUUGGGGUAUGGUGGUAAGUACUUGGGGUAUGGUGGUAAGUACUUGGGGUAUGGUGGUAAGUACUUGGGGUAUGGUAGUAAGUACUUGGGGUAUGGUAGUAAGUACUAGGGGUAUAGUAGUAAGUACUUGGGGUAUGGUAGUAAAUACUUGGGGUAUGGUGGUAAGUACUUGGGGUAUGGUGGUAAGUACUUGGGGUAUGGUGGUAAGUACUUGGGGUAUGGUGGUAAGUACUUGGGGUAUGGUAGUAAGUACUUGGGGUAUGGUAGUAAGUACUUGGGGUAUAGUAGUAAGUACUUGGGGUAUGGUGGUAAAUACUUGGGGUAUGGUGGUAAGUGCUUGGGGUAUGGUGGUAAGUACUUGGGGUAUGGUAGUAAAUACUUGGGGUAUGGUGGUAAGUACUUGGGGUAUGGUGGUAAGUACUUGGGGUAUGGUGGUAAGUACUUGGGGUAUGGUAGUAAGUACUUGGUGUAUGGUAGUAAGUACUUGGGGUAUGGUAGUAAGUACUUGGGGUAUGGUAGUAAGUACUUGGGGUUUGGUACCAAGUACUUGGGGUAUGGUGGUAAGUACUUGGGGCAUGGUAGUAAGUACUUGGGGUAUGGUAGUAAAUACUUGGGGUAUGGUGGUAAGUACUUGGGGUAUGGUGGUAAGUACUUGGGGUAUGGUAGUAAGUACUUGGGGUAUGGUGGUAAGUACUUGGGGUUUGGUACCAAGUACUUGGGGUAUGGUAGUAAGUACUUGGGGUAUGGUAGUAAGUACUUGGGGUUUGGUACCAAGUACUUGGGGUUUGGUACCAAGUACUUGGGGUUUGGUACCAAGUACUUGGGGUAUGGUAGUAAGUACUUGGGGUAUGGUAGUAAGUACUUGGGGUAUGGUGGUAAGUACUUGGGGUAUGGUGGUAAGUACUUGGGGUAUGGUGGUAAGUACUUGGGGUAUGGUAGUAAGUACUUGGGGUUUGGUACCAAGUACUUGGGGUAUGGUAGUAAAUACUUGGGGUAUGGUGGUAAGUACUUGGGGUAUGGUGGUAAGUACUUGGGGUAUGGUAGUAAGUACUUGGGGUAUGGUGGUAAGUACUUGGGGUUUGGUACCAAGUACUUGGGGUAUGGUAGUAAGUACUUGGGGUAUGGUAGUAAGUACUUGGGGUUUGGUACCAAGUACUUGGGGUUUGGUACCAAGUACUUGGGGUUUGGUACCAAGUACUUGGGGUAUGGUAGUAAGUACUUGGGGUAUGGUAGUAAGUACUUGGGGUAUGGUGGUAAGUACUUGGGGUAUGGCGGUAAGUACUUGGGGUAUGGUGGUAAGUACUUGGGGUAUGGUAGUAAGUACUUGGGGUUUGGUACCAAGUACUUGGGGUAUGGUAGUAAAUACUUGGGGUAUGGUGGUAAGUACUUGGGGUAUGGUAGUAAGUACUUGGGGUAUGGUAGUAAAUACUUGGGGUAUGGUGGUAAGUACUUGGGGUAUGGUGUAAGUACUUGGGGUAAGGUGGUAAGUACUUGGGGUAUGGUAGUAAGUACUUGGGGUAUGGUAGUAAAUACUUGGGGUAUGGUGGUAAGUACUUGGGGUUUGGUACCAAGUACUUGGGGUAUGGUAGUAAGUACUUGGGGUAUGGUAGUAAGUACUUGGGGUUUGGUACCAAGUACUUGGGGUAUGGCGGUAAGUACUUGGGGCAUGGUAGUAAGUACUUAGGGUAUGGUAGUAAAUACUUGGGGUAUGGUGGUAAGUACUUGGGGAAUGGUGGUAAGUACUUGGGGUAUGGUAGUAAGUACUUGGGGUAUGGUAGUAAAUACUUGGGGUAUGGUGGUAAGUACUUGGGGUAUGGUAGUAAGUACUUGGGGUAUAGUAGUAAGUACUUGGGGUAUAGUAGUAAAUACUUGGGGUAUGGUGGUAAGUACUUGGGGUAUGGUGGUAAGUACUUUGGGGUAUGGUGGUAAGUACUUGGGGUAUGGUGGUAAGUACUUGGGGUAUGGUGGUAAGUACUUGGGGCAUGGUAGUAAGUACUUAGGGUAUGGUAGUAAAUACUUGGGGUAUGGUGGUAAGUACUUGGGGUAUGGUGGUUAGUACUUGGGGUAUGGUAGUAAGUACUUGGGGUAUGGUAGUAAGUACUCUGGGUAUGGUAGUAAAUACUUGGGGUAUGGUGGUAAGUACUUGGGGUAUGGUAGUAAGUACUUGGGGUAUAGUAGUAAGUACUUGGGGUAUAGUAGUAAAUACUUGGGGUAUGGUGGUAAGUACUUAGGGUAUGGUGGUAAGUACUUGGGGUAUGGUAGUAAGUACUUGGGGUAUGGUAGUAAAUACUUGGGGUAUGGUGGUAAGUACUUGGGGUAUGGUGGUAAGUACUUGGGGUAUGGUGGUAAGUACUUGGGGUAUGGUAGUAAGUACUUGGGGUAUGGUAGUAAGUACUUGGGGUAUGGUAGUAAGUACUUGGGGUAUGGUAUGAAGUACUUGGAGUUUGGUACCAAGAACUUGGGGUAUGAUAGUAAGUACUUGGGGUAUGGUAGUAAGUACUUGGGGUAUGGUGGUACGUACUUGGGGUAUGGUGGUAAGUACUUGGGGUAUGGUGGUAAGUACUUGGGGUAUGGACGUAAGUACUUGGGGUAUGGUCGUAAGUACUUGGGGUAUGGUCGUAAGUACUUGGGGUAUGGUGGUAAGUACUUGGGGUAUGGUUGUAAGUACUUGGGGUAUGGUAGUAAGUACUUGGGGUAUGGUAGUUAGUACUUGGGGUAUGGUAGUAAGUACUUGGGGUUUGGUACCAAGUACUUGGGGUAUGGUAGUAAGUACUUGGGGUAUGGUAGUAAGUACUUGGGGUUUGGUACCAAGUACUUGGUGUUUGGUACCAAGUACUUGGGGUAUGGUGGUAAG
Messenger RNA from Pectinophora gossypiella (pink bollworm), 5931 nucleotides. RefSeq lists its product as uncharacterized. NCBI's taxonomy places the organism in Eukaryota, Metazoa, Arthropoda, Insecta, Lepidoptera, Gelechiidae. The record is from RefSeq and is a predicted model, not a curated record. The transcript has 2 exons. The coding region runs from base 2624 to 4543 and encodes 639 amino acids.